CGCAGCAUAAUCAGAGUGGAACGGCACUGGAGCGCUAACAACUUGAUCUUGCACUAUAGCUCAGUCAGGAGCGCGGUCACAGCUGCAAUACAGUUUAGAACACAAGCAAGCGGUUUGCGCACGACGGAAAUCGUUUUGGAUAACACACUCGACUUUCUUUUACCUGAAGAAUACCUAUUUGAACUGGAUGUUCAUGGAAUAGAUGCACUAUUUUUUAGCCAUGCACUUAAGUUUUUUUCCUUUUUGGAAAUCAGAAAUCUGGAAUUCUGACACCUGUCAGCAAGGCGAUCUACAAAAUCAAUAGGCAACAUUUAUCAAUAGUAACAUUUCUUUAAGAUAAUGGUAUUAUUUUAGGAGGAUAAAUGUUAUCUUUCCCCGAUUACUAAUUACUUGUAAUGCUCCUUGAUAGUAAAACAUCACAUUUAAGCAACAGUGAGCUAAAUCCCACCUAUCAACGUGUUGGGGUUCGCAAUCUUCAUUAUUACUACUAUAUAGAUGGGAGAGCCUACUAUAGAUUAGACAAACCUGACUUUUUUUUCCAAGAUACUUUCCUGACCCUCUCCGAAUCAACUCGCUCGAAAACCUCAGUAAGACCUUGUUUGGGACAGUACUCUACGCAAAAGGGGUCCUGAAAGAAGCUAGUGCUCUCUCGCCGGAGCGCUGUCCCGCGCGCUGAAGUGCUGAGGAGAGACCCCGUCCAGCACGCGCCCAUAAAUGCCCAGCCGAUCGCGGGGUCUCGAGGAUGGGCGGCAAGAAGAGCUCGUGCAUUCUGCUGCUCGCGGCGUUUGCGGCAUUCCUGAGGCUUGGUAGCGCGGAGGGGGACCCACUCCCUCCGUCCCUGGUGGUUAUGGUAAGGGACAGCCCCAUCUCAUCGAUAGAAGACUUGAAGAAGCUGCUGGACACUGACUCCGUAGAAGAAGAAUCAGACAACCAGACAACCAAUGAAAUCCACUCCAGCGAUGCUCAUCACCGAGUUCCCAGAAGCCUCAUGGCGAGCGCUGAGCCGGCGCUGCAGGCUGCGUGUAAGGUGCGCACGGAGGUGCUGGAGGUGACGCGCUCCAUGCAUGACCGCACCAACGCCCACUUCAUGCUGUGGCCACUCUGCGUGGAGGUGCAGCGCUGCUCUGGCUGCUGCAACAGCCGCACCUCGCAGUGCGUGCCCGUCGUCACGGAGACCAGGCAGCUGCAGAUGACCAAGAUCACCUAUGUGAACAUGCGGGCACACUUUGAGAAGGUCAUCAUACCCGUGGAGGACCACGUGAGGUGCAGCUGCCAGCCUCUGACCUCGCCCCACGCCGGCCGUACCUCGACGGCGCGGAAGCCCCAGGCCACCCCGCCGCCCCCUCCUGCCCCGCGCGUGGCCCACAAGCCCCCGCAGCCGCACGGCCACACCAAGGAGGACCUGCACCGGCACGACCAGCUCAAGCAAACACAGCGGCUGCACCUGGACGAGCGCCUGGGCCAGGAGCGCCUCUGGCAGAACAAGUACAGCCCCUCUCACACGGCCGGGGAGCCCCCACACCACACACCCGCACGGCGCAUGGACUACCAGGCCCCGCCGCACCACCACACCACCACCACCCCCCACCAGCACCCGGGGGGGGGGCCCGCAGAUCGGGAGGGGGAGCUGGGGGCCGGACAGAUGCCGCCUGGAGCUCAGCCGUCCCUUGGCGACGGCGGACCAGCGGAGGACGGGAGGACGCCGACGCUCCAGCACGGCAGCGGAGACGACAGCAGCAGACGGGCGCUGGGUGGGGCGCAGCAUCAGUACCACCAGCAGCAUCCGCAGCAGCAUCAGCAUCAGUACCAGCAGCAGCAGCAGCAUCAGUACCAGCAGCAGCAGCAGCAUCCGCAGCACGGCGACAGGCUCACGGUGGGAGAGCAGCCGAGGCAUCUGCCCACACAGUCCGGCGCGCACAUGCUGCGGGACGCCACCACGCCUCACCAGCCACAUCACGGACCGCCCUACCACCACGGCCAACCAGAUGCUCCCGUUUACCACCACAGCCAAUCAGACAUGGCCGGUCAGCCGCAUGUCCAACCAGAAGGGAGUAGCCAUCAUAGUGCGUCGGAGGGGAGCAGUCCAUUCGAUCCGAACCAGUCAGAGCUGACCAACGGCCAGAGAGCAGCGGAGGACACUGAGGAGGAGAGGAAGAGGUUACACGCAGAGGAGUUAGAGAGGGAGACGGACAGGCAACAGGAAGUGAAGUCACAGCUUCAUCGUCAUCAUCAUCAUCAUCAUCAACAGGCACAUCCCCAGAGCCAGCCGCAGACCUCCACACAGCGAGCAGCAGUGACGGACGCUCCAACUACGUUACAGCCUGCAAGUCCGUCCUCCAGAGCCCAGACCACCCCACGCCCCCCACCCCUGCGCAGGAGACGCCGCAAGCACCGCCGGAGGAUCAGCAAGGCCACCAUGAGAGCCAUGAUCAUGGUCAUGUCCUAAUGGUGUGAGGCUUAGGGAAGAGGAACAAAUGGGAUCCAGGGAGAAGAGCUGGAAGUAAGACACAGGGACAACAUACGCCAACAACAACGCAUCUCAAGGCAGCCAUCUUGUAUCCAGAGUGCCCCUGAGUGACCCCAGCCCCACCACAGCAGAGGACUAAACUGUGUAGUGCCACACCUCUGCCCAUCACCAGAUCCAGACAACACAGAGGAGUGGAACUUAAAGGGAUAGUCUCUGACUCCACGCGCCAAUCAUGUGCACUCCUCACCUCAUGGCCAGUGUUUUCAUUUUCUCCAUUGCUCUCUUACUGUAGCUUCCACCUCCGUUGGCUACUUCAUUGGGAAUCAGUAUGUGGCUGUGGGCCUGUUCUCUGUAGAAGCCUUAUGGACACUGUGACUGUGACAGUUUGAUUCUAGACUGCCUGCUGGAGUGGCUUCUGGAUCCCUGGACUUAACUGGAUGAAGCGGUGGUGUUGGAGGACUGGUGCUAAUUCACUUUGGCCUCGCCCGAUGGAUAGUAGCUACUCUCCUCGAAAGAGACUCUGGACUCUAAUUUGAGAGCAGACAGGGGAGGCUGAUGCAUGCAGAGCAGAGAGCAGAGCGCUCCCAAUGCCACGCUGUUGCCUAUUGUUUAAGUCAAGCCUGAAACACUGGAAGUUCAAACACUGGAUUUUGUGCAUUCUCAGACUGAUGCAUAUAUCAAAGAAAAUAGACUGUUUUGUGUCGCAAAUGCUUCAAACACAAUUGACAGAAAUAUCAAUGUUAUCACAUCAUUAGGAUAAGCAUGCCUUGUGAUAUACUGUAUGUGAAACUCUUGCUGUAUACGUUUAAAUUUAUAAAAACAAAUGGCGACACUGGACGGUAGAUGGGGACAGUACUGUCCAGCUCUGGGGCAUGGCUAUACAGUAUGUGGCCUUUUGGACAGGGAGAUACAGAGAGGGACCGUCCUUCUGGUGACACAUGGAGUGGACAUAUUAGAUGGGAGGUUUUAGCGAGUGCUCUAAGCACUGCGUUUAGUUUGGAGACUACUGAGGCAGGGGAGGCCCAUGGCCCAUGUGUGUUAGUGAUGUUGGGACCUCUGUACAAACGCUAGCUAGCUUACACUGGCUGUACAUUUUACAAAUGCAAUUGUUCUUAUCUCUGUAUUAUUUGUUAACUUAUUUAAAUAAGACAGAUGUGAUUCUGUCUGUAUGUGCGUAAAUGUAAUUAAUGUUAUUGAUUAUAAUUAUUUGUUGUAAUUAUUGCUAUUUUAAUAUAAAGAUGAAAUCUAAAUUGA
Molecule: messenger RNA, 3721 nt
Organism: Alosa alosa (allis shad)
Lineage: Eukaryota; Metazoa; Chordata; Actinopteri; Clupeiformes; Clupeidae
Gene: pdgfba
Product: box A-binding factor
Exons: 7
Coding region: 743-2446 (567 amino acids)
Biological process (GO): positive regulation of cell population proliferation; positive regulation of cell migration; positive regulation of ERK1 and ERK2 cascade
Cellular component (GO): membrane
Molecular function (GO): growth factor activity; platelet-derived growth factor receptor binding
Source: RefSeq, a predicted model, not a curated record